CGGAGCCCGAGCGCGGCCGCCGCCUGCCGGGCCUCCCCUCGCCGCGGCCGGCCGCCGCGCUCCCGCCCGGGCGCCCAGCUAUGUACUCCCCGUACUGCCUCACCCAGGAUGAGUUCCACCCGUUCAUCGAGGCGCUGCUGCCUCACGUCCGCGCCUUCUCCUACACCUGGUUCAACCUGCAGGCGCGGAAGCGCAAGUACUUCAAGAAGCACGAGAAGCGGAUGUCGAAGGACGAGGAGCGGGCGGUGAAGGACGAGCUGCUGGGCGAGAAGCCCGAGAUCAAGCAGAAGUGGGCAUCCCGGCUGCUGGCCAAGCUGCGCAAAGACAUCCGGCCUGAGUUCCGAGAGGACUUUGUGCUGACCAUCACGGGCAAGAAGCCCCCCUGCUGCGUGCUCUCCAACCCCGACCAGAAGGGCAAGAUCCGGCGGAUUGACUGCCUGCGCCAGGCCGACAAGGUGUGGCGGCUGGACCUGGUCAUGGUGAUUUUGUUUAAGGGGAUCCCCCUGGAAAGUACUGAUGGGGAGCGGCUCUACAAGUCGCCCCAGUGCUCGAACCCCGGCCUCUGCGUCCAGCCACAUCACAUUGGAGUCACAAUCAAAGAACUGGAUCUUUAUCUGGCUUACUUUGUCCACACUCCAGAAUCCGGACAAUCAGAUAGUUCAAACCAGCAAGGAGAUGCGGACAUCAAACCACUGCCCAACGGGCACUUAAGUUUCCAGGACUGUUUUGUGACUUCCGGGGUCUGGAAUGUGACGGAGCUGGUGAGAGUAUCACAGACUCCUGUUGCGACAGCAUCAGGGCCCAACUUCUCACUGGCAGACCUGGAGAGUCCCAGCUACUACAACAUAAACCAGGUGACCCUGGGGCGGCGGUCCAUCACCUCCCCUCCUUCCACCAGCACCACCAAGCGCCCCAAGUCCAUCGAUGACAGCGAGAUGGAGAGCCCUGUGGAUGAUGUCUUCUAUCCUGGUACAGGCCGCUCCCCAGCAGCCGGCAGCAGCCAGUCCAGUGGGUGGCCCAACGAUGUGGAUGCAGGCCCGGCUUCUCUAAAGAAGUCAGGAAAGCUGGACUUCUGCAGUGCCCUCUCCUCUCAGGGCAGCUCCCCGCGCAUGGCUUUCACUCACCACCCGCUGCCUGUGCUUGCUGGAGUCAGACCAGGGAGUCCCCGGGCCACAGCAUCAGCGCUGCACUUCCCCUCCACAUCCAUCAUCCAGCAGUCGAGCCCGUACUUCACGCACCCGACCAUCCGCUACCACCACCACCACGGGCAGGACUCGCUGAAGGAGUUUGUGCAGUUCGUGUGCUCGGACGGCUCGGGCCAGGCCGCCGGACAGCCCAACGGUAGCGGCCAGGGCAAAGUCCCGGGGUCAUUUUUGCUACCGCCGCCGCCUCCAGUGGCCAGACCUGUGCCCCUUCCUAUGCCUGAUUCCAAAUCCACCAGCACUGCCCCAGACGGCGCCGCCUUGACUCCUCCAUCACCUUCAUUCGCAACGACAGGCGCCUCCUCUGCCAACCGGUUUGUCAGCAUCGGACCCCGGGACGGCAACUUUCUGAACAUCCCACAGCAGUCUCAGUCCUGGUUCCUCUGAUAAGAUCGACAAAAAGAAAUGACAAAAUGUAAAGAAGAGGUUCCUCAAACGGGGGGAGAAGAAAUUUUGAGACGUGGAAAAAUCCCCCGGCCCAGCCCCACCGAAAAGCAAAAAUUAGACGUCGUCAGCCACUCAGCCCUUGUCUCCUCCAGCCCGGGGAGCUCUGCAGGCCCCCAGAAGCAGCCCAGUUCUCGGAGAGCCCUCGGAAGAGGUCUCGGUGGAGCUGUGCACCAGCAGCCAAGCAGAAGGAAACCUGCAAACGGACUCUGUUAAAGUAGAGGACAGCAAGAAAGGAAGGAUGCAGCAGAACUGCCUUUCUCCCCACCCUACCCUGCCCCGUCCUUCCGGGGAAGGAACGAAAUCAACCCAACAAAGCGACCAGCACAGUUCUAAAGGGGCCUGUCCUCCACCCUCACCCUUCCUAGGGGAACCCCAUCCCCAACUCGGGCCGGAGCUUCACUAGGGAGCUCGGAGGACAAGCUUGUACAAAUGAUGGGGUGCAGAUCCAGAGGGUUCUCCCUCCAGACUCCGCCCCCUCCCUGCCUGUCUCUCGCCCCCCCCCCCCCCCCGCCCCCCAGCCCCCACUGCCUUGGCCUCUGGCUUCUUCCCCCAGCUGCUCUGGACUAGGUGAGGCCCGUGGCUUCCAGGUCUGCCUGCCCUACCUUCGGGCUAGAAGCUCCCCCACCCCGCCCUGGGAAGGGGUGGGGGCAGGGAGCGGCCCCUGGAGCUAGUUUCUUGCUCCUGGAAUGGAGGGUGUUCUGUCACCCCACCCUGAGCUUCGAGGGUAGUUUCAGGGCCCCAGACCCCUCUGUACAGUCCAUAGGAAAGAGUCGGAAUGCUACGACAGCCCGUCCCAGCCUGGGACAGGCCCCCUCUUCCCUCUCUCCGCAGGCCGGGAAAAUCACUCUCUGGCCGCGCCACGAGUGAGGGGAGGCGGGCCCCAGGUCGCCCCCACACCCCAGCCCCGCAUGCAGGUGCCCUCGCUCUGCCCCACCGGCCCCUGCCCCUGCCCCUCACACAGACAGCCCUGCUGUGGCCGGGCCGGAGAGUGGAGCAGAAAGGGGACCCCGGAGCCGAGCGAGGAGGACGAGGCAGCCGCCGCUGCCACUGGCUAAGCGCCACCUGCGCUAGGUAGGCGUCCUGCUCGCCGACUUUCAGUCCUUUGGAGGGUGUUGGGUGUUGUCCUUUUUCAAAAGUGUUUUGGAGCUUUCUCUGUCCCCCCCCCCCCCCACUUUCUCCACCACAUGGGCCUCCUGGCCACUUCUCUCUGGAUUUCAGCUGUAAUGUCUUUACUCUUUAUUUAGGGGUGGGGCAUUCAUUUGUUUGGGUCUUUUGCUGUUGCAAUUGGGAACUCCUCCUCCAUUUGAGCAACUUGGGAACAAUUUGGUAACACACCACAGGAAGUAGCUCUCUCCCCCCCCCUCCCCCUGCAGCCCCUUCCUCCCCUCCACGGGAUGGUUGGGGGCCAGUCCAGAGGGUCUUCCGAAGCCCCCUGGGAGGGAGGGAAGCAAGAGCAUGCCCAGCCCCCCUCCAGGGUGUGACUUGGCCCCUCUGGCUUGUCUUUCUGUGCCUUACUCCCUCCUCCCUGCAUCUCCCUUCCUAGGCCCCCUUCUCAAGUCCUUGUGCCUCUCUCUCUCUUUCUUAACUGUAUGAAAACACAAAGCACAGGUCAGGAUCCUCUGAAAGUCAGUCAACCCAACAUUGCACCGUAGGGGUGGGGUGUGGGCUUUAUUUAUUGUGACUCUAGUUUGUGAGGCUGUGGCCCCAGCAGGGAGGGAGGAAGGAGGGGAGGGAGCUGGCAGGGGAGGCGAGGAGGGCCCUGACCUGGGGCAGAAGGGGCCAGCGAGGGGUGCCUCCUCCUCAACUGGAAGCCACAAGGUGGCUGGCCCCGUGAGUGGCUUUUGUUGGAAGUUGAGCGAAGGCCCUCCCCCAUCCGCGUGCAGCCCUCGGGGAAGACCGGGACUGAGAAACAGGGGACAGGGGAUCCCGCGGGAGCCUGGG
Messenger RNA from Neomonachus schauinslandi (Hawaiian monk seal), 3590 nucleotides. RefSeq names its product nuclear factor I X (gene NFIX). Gene Ontology annotation, cellular component: nucleus. The record is from RefSeq and is a predicted model, not a curated record. The coding region runs from base 81 to 1589 and encodes 502 amino acids. The transcript has 11 exons. Gene Ontology annotation, biological process: regulation of transcription by RNA polymerase II. NCBI's taxonomy places the organism in Eukaryota, Metazoa, Chordata, Mammalia, Carnivora, Phocidae. Gene Ontology annotation, molecular function: DNA-binding transcription factor activity, RNA polymerase II-specific; RNA polymerase II cis-regulatory region sequence-specific DNA binding.